AUGCAUGCUAUAGAGCUAAGAAUGCUGUAUAACUCAAAGAACUAUGAGGAAAUUUACGAUAGGAUCCGCCAGGAAAUGGAGAAAUUGGCUCUUGGAGAUAGAUUGUGCACAAAUGAUUUGGAAGGACUGCAGUCCUCUGUGGAGGAGGAGAUGAGAAGGUGUAUUCACGAGCAGAGAGGAAUCCCAAGGCCACUGAUAAAUAUCAUUCUACUACAAGGAGAAGUCUUCGAGAAAAGGAUGAGGUCACUGGCAAGUUCUUAUUUAGGAUCAUUGUGCUCUGUAAACUAUCAAGAGUUCCUGAAUUGUAAUUUCCAGAAGCUGUCCUCACUAGACAGUUGUUUAUCAUGGAUUGAAGAAAGUAUAGCCAAGAUAAGCCUCAGGUAUUCUCAUAUUCCUGAUGAUUGGUGCCUAUCGCAAGAAAUACUGCUCAAAUACUAUUUCAUGACGAAACAGAGAGCAUGUGAUUAUUUUUUUUACAACGAGGUUGAUGAAGAAGACUUUAUGGAAGCCUUCAAUUCAACAAUCAAGCAUGAAAAAAGGUUGGGAAGGUUGUUUGAGAAACAUGGAUGCUGUGCAUGCGCUUUGUAUGCUCCCUCAGUAGAUUCUCAUCAAGAAGCUUUGUGCCCUCAUAGAACAAUGGUAUCAUCAUUAUUUAUUCCAAACAUAGAGAUAUACCUGAGGAGAUCCUUCAGCUUUUUGAUGCAGCCCGAUCUCAAUCAAGAGGAUACCAGAGCAUGUGUUGUUUCAAGGUUCCUGGACUUUUUCCGUGGAGUGGGAAAAAUCCUCAAAAGAGUUGAAUAUCUCAAUGAUAAGUCUGUAUAUAGGCAUCUUGUACAUUACUUUGACGAGCACUUAAGUCUUCUGAUGAAAAGGAUAAAUUCUUCAAAGGAUCUAUAUGGAUCUAUCAUUGUGUUGAAUACACUUCUUUUCAUAAGAGAAACAGCCUUGGACUUCCUAGAUCAAAUCAUAGAGAAGUCGGGGGUGGAAGAGGACAUUCCAAAGAUCCACAUGGAAAUCAGAAGGGUUGAAAGAUCACAGAAUGCAUUUAUAGAUGACUUUCUUUCCAAUUAUUUUUCGGGGCUAGAUUUUGCAGCACCUGAGGGACUUUCUAGAGAAAUCAUACAAUUCUUGGAUAAAAGUAUAAUGAAUGAAAGGACAAAAGGAAUACACGAAGACGUCCAAAUUACAUUACUAGAAGACAUAAUUUCCCACGCCUUCUCUAGAAUCUACACCACCAGGGUCUCUCCUCAGAUUUCAGAGUCUCUUUUGUUUGAAAUUUCAGAGAUUAAGCGAUACCUAAGAACAAAAGUGAGCGUUGUCCCUCUCAUGGAUGUUGUUGAGAAAUACCUCAAAAUCUUUCUAUGUCCCCUGGACAACAAGGAGUGCUUUGUGAAGAACUUCAUUCUUAUGUCUGAAGGUAUUUUUUCAUUUGAUCAAAUCGUAAAUAGCAUUGGGAAUGAACAUGAGGUAGGUGCUCUGUACUCUGCAUACGAGGCGGCGAUGAAAUCCCUCCAUCCCCUUGCCUUAGAAACACCAUUACACCAAUAA
Molecule: messenger RNA, 1548 nt
Organism: Encephalitozoon romaleae SJ-2008
Lineage: Eukaryota; Fungi; Microsporidia; Unikaryonidae
Exons: 1
Coding region: 1-1548 (515 amino acids)
Source: RefSeq, a predicted model, not a curated record